AAUGUGGUAGCCAUUAUAGCAUUGAGUGAAAUAGCACAGUCUCUAUUUUUACAUUUAUUUAGCAAUAAUUUCAAUAAAAUCAAAUAAAUAUUCAUCAAAAUUUACUUAAUAUUAAUUCAAAUAAGUGCGGGAAUAACAAAAAAAAUUUUGUACAGUGUACAACUUUUGUAUAGUGUCAGAAUAAUAAAAUGGACAGUCAAGUAAUUGGUGAUGGUAGGCUUUUAGACAUUAUUGAUGAAGCUUGGCGAAAAGAAAAGCUGCCAGUUGAUGACAUUGUGGUUCCGUCAUCAGAAUUGCCCGAUCCUGAGAGCGAUAAUGGUGAUUCGCACAUGACGUUGAAGGAAUUAGAACAAAAGUGGAAUAACUUAGCUCUCGGAACUUUUAGUGAAAAUCAUCUCCAUUCGCCUACACCAUCGCACAAUUGAAGAUUUAUUUAUUCAUUUUAAAUAAUUAAAAUAAGUU
Messenger RNA from Chelonus insularis, 462 nucleotides. Its product is annotated as anaphase-promoting complex subunit 13. Lineage: Eukaryota; Metazoa; Arthropoda; Insecta; Hymenoptera; Braconidae. The transcript has a single exon. The record is from RefSeq and is a predicted model, not a curated record. Gene Ontology annotation, biological process: protein K11-linked ubiquitination. The coding region runs from base 189 to 425 and encodes 78 amino acids. Gene Ontology annotation, cellular component: anaphase-promoting complex.